Closterium sp. Naga37s-1 is the source of this 834-nucleotide messenger RNA. The record is from the annotation of a GenBank genome assembly. NCBI's taxonomy places the organism in Eukaryota, Viridiplantae, Streptophyta, Zygnematophyceae, Desmidiales, Closteriaceae.
AUGGCGCAGUCAACUUGGUCUGUCACGGCGUCAGCAGGAUCAGUGUCGCAGGAAGAGCAGCAGAGUGGUGCCUCGGAUCAGCCUCCCCUGGUGGUGGCGACGCGCGAGAAAGGCAAAAACGGCAAGCUGAUGAAGGCACUGAGUGCGAGGGGAGUGUCAGUGAUGGAGCUGCCGCUCAUCCAGCACUCAGACGGGCCCGACACCCACCGCCUGCCAGCCGUGCUUCAAGAAGAGGAGUUUGAGUGGAUUGUGAUAACCUCGCCAGAAGCUGCUUCAGUAUUCCUUACUGGCUGGAGAGCCGCAGGGUCGCCGGCGCUGAGGCUGGCAGUGGUGGGGGGCGGCACAGCGGAGGUGUUCCACCAGCUGGGCGAGCCCGAGAAGCACCUCCUGCCCGUCCAGUUCGUUCCCUCCAUAGCCACGGCCAAGUAUCUGUCGGCUGAAAUCCCGGAGAUUGAAGGCGGCAACCGCCGGGUGCUGUACCCCGCCUCGGCCAAGGCCAGCACGGAUCUCCAGAAUGGGCUGGCAAGCAGGGGCUUCCAAGUCACACGGCUCAACACAUACUCCACGGAGUCGGUGACGAGUGUGGACGAGGACACCAUACAGAGAGCCGCCAGGGCUCCUGUCGUUGCUGUGGCUUCUCCCACUGCUGUCAGGGCAUGGAUGGAGGUGGUGGCGUCUCGCACGCAGUGGGAUGGAGCUGCAGCGUGCAUAGGGGGAACUUCAGCCGAAGCUGCGAGAAAAGCAGGAAUCAAGAAGGUGUUUGCCCCAGAUAGCCCUGGAAUUGAAAGUGUUAUGGAAGCACUGGAAGCAGCACCUGCUGAAGCACAAGCGUAG